Messenger RNA from Penicillium atrosanguineum, 3855 nucleotides. Its product is annotated as putative plasma membrane phosphate transporter Pho87. Lineage: Eukaryota; Fungi; Ascomycota; Eurotiomycetes; Eurotiales; Aspergillaceae. Gene Ontology annotation, cellular component: membrane. The record is from RefSeq and is a predicted model, not a curated record. Bases 1 to 3855 code for a protein of 1284 amino acids. The transcript is spliced from 7 exons. Gene Ontology annotation, molecular function: phosphate transmembrane transporter activity. Gene Ontology annotation, biological process: phosphate ion transport; polyphosphate metabolic process; monoatomic anion transmembrane transport.
AUGCCGCCCAGGUUGAAUCUGUUCUCAGCAAACAAGGCUGUUCUGGCCCUCCGCCAGCCGACCGUCCCAUCCGUGGCGUCGCGGAGUAUCGCUCUCCCUCUUCGAUUCCGUGCCGAACAGACGACCCCGGCCCAAAAACGAUGGAACUCGUCCAAGAAGGAACCCAAUCCGGAUGAGCAGAUGUUCCCGACACAAGACCAGCUGCCUGAUGUCAGUGAAGAGGCUGCCGAGAUCGACCGAAUUAUGAACAAGGAGAAGAGCUGCGACGGCCAGCCAGCACACCCGGAAUUGGAGCAAGGGACUCCAGUUGAGGAGAUCCUCCAGCGCGACGAAGAGGCGAUGAAGCACAUGCCCAAGGUCAUGCAGCAGCAAUUGAAGAAGACCAAGGGCACCCGUUCUUUCUCCACCUCUACCCGCAGUAACCAGCCCGGCGUGGAAGAUUCUCUCCAAGCCGAUGCGUCCGCAGCGCUGCUUGCCGAUAUGAUCCAGCAGGUUAACUCGCAAGCCCUCGAGCGCAACCCCGGCUUGAAGUUCGAUGCGCCAGAGAUACCUACCAAGACCAUGAACUUCCGGAAGCGCUACGACUCGCUACAGGAGCAGUUCACUAAGAUGCUGAUGCAGGAUGGAAAGCUGGCCCGGGCACAAAACAACAUGUCCAUCAUUCUGGACCACCUCCGCACUUCUUCCGCUCCCAACCCUAACCCCCGCCGUCCUCUCAUUGGCGGACCUCCCGCUCCUCAGCUGCCACUCGACCCUGUUCUCUACCUGACCCUGAUCGUUGACUCAGUGGCUCCUCUGUUCCGCAUUCGUCAGGUGAAGGGUAUUGCUGGUGGUGGUACUGCCGUGCAGAUUCCCCACCCAUUGAACCUGCGCCAGCGCCGCCGUGCGGCUAUCAAGUGGAUCAUCGAUGCCUCAGAUAAGCGACGUGAUGCGCAACUGGCCCACCGGGUUGCCAACGAGUUGGUUUCGGUUGCAGAGGGCCGAAGCGGUGUUUGGGACCGACGAGACGGUCAGCACAAGAUGGGUAUCUCUGGCCGUGCGAACCUGGGUCUUGCUCCUCCGCCCGCGUGCACAUCGGCUCGCGCGCAAGAACCAGGAAGUACACAAAGGUCAUUUGAGCCUGCCGGCAGCUCCCAGUCGCUCGCGGGACUUGGAUUUGGACAAGAGGCGGACCAGGAGAAGGCAACCUCGUCGGAACAUUGCCCACGGGCAACCCGCUUCACUCGACUCAGGUUCUGGGCAGAGGUCCUUCGACGCCGGGCUCAGAACGCAAGCCUCCCCCAAGCUGAACGUGAUCCGGAGAUCUCAGCCAAGAUGAAGUUCUCGCACAGCAUUCAGUUCAAUGCGGUGCCGGAAUGGAGUUCCAACUAUAUCGCAUACAGCAAUCUCAAGAAACUGAUAUACACUCUCGAGAAGCACAACAACCGGCCUGAGGGUCAGAACGGCGCGGAUGUCGAGUCCGCUCCGCUGCUUGGCGCGCAUCAAGUAGCCAACCCUGAUGGCGUCUUCAAACGCGCCCUGGAUAUAGAGCUAGAUAAGAUUUGCAGUUUCUAUGAGCAGAAGCAGGCGGAAAUCUUCCAUUCUACAGAUGACUUAGCUCGGGAGGUUAUGGUCUAUCUUUCUGAAACAGACGGCUUCAACAUGGACCCGGUCAGCGAGACCAUCGUCAAAGCCAGAACCCUGAAUUCGAAUUCCCGUCGGGGUACUGCUUCUGGACUUCAGAAUUAUGGUAUCAAUCAGCGUCGCCCGUCUAGUGGCGGCAGUGAAGAUAGUGAUGAGGACCAGGGCCCUGAAAUGACCAACUCUCGCAUGAGGAUGAUGCAAUCGACAGAUGGGGAGUCUACAGCGGAGGACGUCCAUCCAGGUGACAUGGUUGACUCGGCUUUCUUUGGCCCAGCAAGCAGUCGAGGGCCCCAUGAUACCGAUUUGAGUGAUCAGGAUUUCCUCGCUCUCUACAGUGCCGGAGUAUCACUAAAGAAGCGUCUCAUUGAGGCUUAUGUUUCUCUCUGUGAGCUGAGAUCAUUUAUCGAGCUUAACAAGACUGGCUUUUCGAAGGCUCUGAAGAAAUACGACAAGACUCUGUUCCGCUCUCUCCGUCGGGACUAUUUGUCCUCGGCCGUCCAACCGGCGAUGCCUUUCACCGAGAACACCAUGGCAGCAGUGGAUAGUUACAUCAGUAAAGUGGAGGGUGCCUAUGCCGAUAUCGUUACGAAGGGUAAUCGAUCUCUGGCUAGCCGUGAACUGCGGCUCCACCUGCGUGAGCACGUCGUCUGGGAACGAAACACCGUUUGGCGCGAGAUGAUCGAGAUCGAACGUCGUGCUCAGGCCGCCAAUGUCGGUAUUCGUCGAACUCUUUUGGGAGGCGAUGAAGACCCCGCUACUGCGCGGCGCCAGGGUGACAAGCACGAGAUUCGCACGAGAGAGAUUGCCACUCCGCUUGGCAAGAUGCAUUUCCCGGUGUGGCUUUGCAGCUUGAGCUUUGGUACCUUGGUCUUCAGUAUUGCCGUGUUUGGUGCCCUCCUCUCGUUGCAGAUCAUGGAAACGCCAGAGCAACAGAACUGUCUGGCGAUGCUAGUGCUGGUCAGCAUUCUUUGGGCUACAGAGGCUAUUCCUCUGUUUGUAACGUCACUUUUGAUCCCAUUCUUGGUUGUUGUCUUGGGCAUCAUGCGUUCCGAAGAUAAACCCCAUAAGCGACUAGGUCCUAAGGAGGCAACGAGCGUGGUGUUUGCAUCGAUGUGGACUCCUGUGAUCAUGCUUCUUCUUGGUGGCUUCACUAUUGCGGCAGCCUUGUCAAAGUAUGAUAUUGCUCGUCGAAUGGCAAUGCUAGUGCUCAGCAAAGCCGGAUCAAAGCCCAGUACAGUGCUAUUGACAAACAUGUUCGUGAGCAUGUUCCUGAGUAUGUGGAUUAGCAACGUCGCCUCUCCCGUGCUGUGUUACUCGAUCAUCCAGCCUCUACUGCGUAAUCUCUCUCCGGAUUCCAACUUCGCCAAGGCCCUCGUUUUGGGUAUCGCGCUAGCCGCCAAUGUUGGCGGUGCGGCGUCACCGAUUGCAUCGCCACAAAAUAUCAUUGCGCUGCAGAAUAUGUACCCGAGCAUCAGCUGGGGCACUUGGUUCUUCAUUUCGCUGCCGGUCUGCAUUAUCUCGAUUUUCCUGAUCUGGGGACUCCUGCUUGUGACAUUCCACCCCGGCCGCAAUGCAACUGUGAUUCCCAUGCGACCUGUUAAGGAUCGUUUCACGGGGAUUCAGUACUUCAUCAGUGCCGUGACUCUCGUGACCAUUGCUCUCUGGUGUGUCAGUCACCAGCUCGAACAUGUGUUCGGCGACAUGGGUGUCAUUGCCAUCAUUCCACUCGUGCUGUUCUUCGGCACUGGUAUCCUCAACAAGGAAGAUUUCAAUAACUUCCUGUGGACAAUUAUCAUUCUCGCUGCGGGUGGUCUGUGCCUGGGCAAGGCUGUCACUUCCUCCGGGUUAUUGCACACCAUCGCCAACGGAAUUACAGUCCGCGUCGAACACCUCAGCCUGUAUAGUCUACUUCUCGUCUUCUCGGCUUUGAUCCUUGUCAUUGCCACUUUCAUCUCUCACACUGUUGCGGCCCUGAUCAUGUUACCCCUGGUUCGCCAAAUCGGUGUUAACAUGGAGAACCCGCACCCCAAUUUGUUGGUCAUGGCCAGUGCACUGAUGUGCUCUGUUGCGAUGGCACUGCCUACUACCGCCAUCAUGACCGAAGUGCCCACAACUGGCCAGCGCUACCUUCAGGUCCGCCACUUCCUCACACGUGGUAUCCCAUCCAGUCUCAUGGCCUUUGUGGUGAUCGUCACCCUUGGAUAUGGUCUGAUGUAUAUCGCGGGCUUGUAA